UGAUCCCGGAAGUAAUUGAAGCAAACUUACACCAACACUUUUAUUGGUUUAUCAACUUGGCUCCCCAGGUUAUUGAGUCACCUUACGUAAUGUUUAAAGUUGCGCGUGAUUAUAAUGUGUUUAUGGCUUCAUUGACGUUUCUGUGUUAGUUUUUAUUUGUCCUCCUAUCGAAUUUUCAAGGCGGAAAUUAAACAAGUCCGGAGUGCACCAUGCCCGCUUCAAGCAGCAGCUACAAACCUGUGAGCCAUGUCAUUUUUGACAUGGACGGAUUAUUGCUGGACACAGAGCGACUUUACACAGUGUCCUUCCAGGAAAUCUGUGACCGCUUUGGAAAGCUGUACACAUGGGAUGUGAAGUCAUCUGUGAUGGGUAAAAAGGCUCUGGAUGCUGCCCAGAUAAUCCGGGAUGUUCUAGAGCUUCCUAUGACGGCUGAGGAGCUGCUCGCUGAAAGCAUGCAGAUACAGGAGAAGAUAUUUCCUUCUGCCAAACUCAUGCCAGGUGUGGAGAAACUUGUAAAGCAUCUCCAGAAGCACCGCAUCCCCAGUGCGGUGGCAACCAGCUCGGCUGGAGUGACGUUCGACCUGAAAACCAGCCAGCACAAAGACUUCUUCAGUCUGUUUGAGCACAUCGUUCUGGGCGAUGAUCCUGCUGUGAAGAAUAGUAAACCUCAGCCGGAUUCCUUCCUGGUGUGUGCCAGCAGAUUCAACCCCCCUGUGUCUCCAGAGAAGUGUUUGGUGUUCGAAGACGCUCCCAAUGGUGUAAAGGCAGCCCUGGCUGCAGGAAUGCAGGUGGUGAUGAUUCCUGAUGAGAACCUGGACCCCGGCCUGACCCAGGAGGCCACGCUGCGACUCGGGAGCAUGGAGGAGUUUGAGCCGCAGCUUUUCGGCCUUCCUGCGUAUGACUAACCAAAGCUAAAACCACAGUUUUUUUCUAUGAAGGAAAACUAAUGGUUUAUGAAAAUAAAAUCCUACUGAUUGUU
Melanotaenia boesemani (Boeseman's rainbowfish) is the source of this 979-nucleotide messenger RNA. Its product is annotated as pseudouridine 5'-phosphatase. Gene Ontology annotation, molecular function: phosphatase activity. The record is from RefSeq and is a predicted model, not a curated record. The coding region runs from base 210 to 905 and encodes 231 amino acids. The transcript is spliced from 5 exons. Lineage: Eukaryota; Metazoa; Chordata; Actinopteri; Atheriniformes; Melanotaeniidae.